ACCAAACGAAAACAACAAUACGUAACUCCCAUAAAAAAAAGUAGACAAGUCAGAUCUAGAAAUUUGCUUUGCUUACAUACGAUCUCUUGUUAUUGAUUCGAUUAAACGAGUUAACAGUUCUGAAAAUAGAUUAAUUGCAUAGAAGUGACUGAACAAAAGCUUGCCUUAGUGCAGAACGGUAUUCCUUAUGGAUUCGUACGUGAGCUCGCACUUACAGAAGUAUUAUAAGAAUCCUGAAAAGGCCAAGCGAGAUGUUCAGAAUUUACUUCAGCACUAUAGAGGAUUACAGCCUAAAGUGGAGACAUUUGUUUUCAAUGAUGGUGCUUCAAAGCAACUGCUUUGUCUAGGAGGGACAAUUCCAGUUCAUUACAAAGGAAGUGACUACAAUAUCCCUGUGGCUCUUUGGUUACUGGAGACCCAUCCAGUCAAUGCCCCAAUGGUAUUUGUCAGACCAACAUCAGACAUGAGGUUGAGAAUUUCCAAGCAUGUUGAUCAUAAUGGAAAAGUUUACAUGCCAUACCUCCAUGUAUGGUCAGCUAAUGAAUCAGAUCUUGUUGCCCUAGUGCAAGUGAUGAUAAUUAUCUUUGGUGAACAGCCCCCUGUCUAUUCAGUGGCUGGACAACCACCAAGCAAUCCUGCUGCAGCAUAUCCAGGAUCCUUGGCAGGUUAUCCACCAUACCCGACAUCUGCCACCGCCUACCCUCCUGCUACCCCAUAUCCACCAUAUCCACCUGUGAAUGGACCAGCUUCUACUUCUUACCCAUCUUAUUCGGGGGGAUACCCACCGUACCCGCCUGCUCCAGGAACCAUCACCAGUUCAGCAGCGUAUCCUCCUUAUCCAACCCCGGCAGGUGUACCCAAUGCACAGUCUACUGGAACCAUAUCUGAAGACCACAUUCGAGCUUCGUUGCUGUCUGCAGUUGAAGACAAGGUUCGAAGAAGACUAAGUGAGAUCUUCGCCCAAGCUCAAGCUGAAAUUGAGACGUUGAAAAAGACAGAAAAUGAAUUGCGCAUGGGGCAGAGUAAAUUGGAAGAUCUCGGGAGACGGCUUGACCAAGAACAAAACGAAGUUGAACGUAGCAUCGCAUCGCUAAAAGAACGAAAUUCCGAACUAGAAGACUCUUUGGGAAAACUUAAAUCUCAGGAUAAAAAUUUUGAUGUCGACGAAGCUGUUGUCACUACGGCACCGAUUUACAAACAAUUACUCAAUGCCUAUGCCGAAGAGGCAGCAACAGAGGAUGCCAUUUACUACUUGGGAGAAGGAUUGAGAAGAGGGGUUAUCGAGCUUGAUGUUUUUCUUAAGAAUGUGCGCUCUCUGUCGCGAAAACAAUUCAUGCUUCGCGCCUUGAUGGAACGUUGUCGUCAACAAGCUGGUCUAACAAUUUGAACUGAAAAAUGCUAUCCCAAUGACUUAUUAAACUUCUAGUUUUAAUGAUCUUGGUUUUUCUGCCUUUGAAAUACUUGAAUUCUGAUUUCUGUUCCAAAAAUACAUUGUUAGUCUGAAAA
This is a messenger RNA of Daphnia pulicaria, 1506 nucleotides long. RefSeq names its product tumor susceptibility gene 101 protein-like (gene TSG101). The record is from RefSeq and is a predicted model, not a curated record. Gene Ontology annotation, molecular function: ubiquitin binding. Lineage: Eukaryota; Metazoa; Arthropoda; Branchiopoda; Diplostraca; Daphniidae. Gene Ontology annotation, biological process: endosome to lysosome transport; protein modification process; protein transport. Gene Ontology annotation, cellular component: ESCRT I complex. The transcript is spliced from 9 exons. Bases 188 to 1387 code for a protein of 399 amino acids.